Bactrocera dorsalis (oriental fruit fly) is the source of this 369-nucleotide messenger RNA. Its product is annotated as transmembrane protein 141. NCBI's taxonomy places the organism in Eukaryota, Metazoa, Arthropoda, Insecta, Diptera, Tephritidae. The record is from RefSeq and is a predicted model, not a curated record. The coding region runs from base 1 to 312 and encodes 103 amino acids. The transcript has 2 exons.
AUGAAUGACAUAAAACGUUUAAAGGAACAGCAACGCGAUAAACAUCCUGGUUUUGACUCGUAUUUGAAUUGCAUGACAAGAGCACUUUUCUCAGGUCUAGCUUCGUUUUGCCUGACUUUUUCUGGAAGUUACUUUACACAAAAAGUUGUACGUACAAAAAUUAACUACCCUAUUCAAUACAGCGUGCUAGUGUCGGCAUUAGCGGCUAUUAGUGUAUCCUAUAUGACCACUACAACACGCACUAAAGCUUGUCAAACAGCUUGGAUGGCAGCGGAAGAUAAGCAUUCUGUGCUGAAAGAAGACGCUUAUUAAAGGAGUAUAAGUGAAAUUUAAAAAAAAAGAUAUAAUAUAUAAAUGUUUUAUAAAACA